This is a messenger RNA of Fulvia fulva, 357 nucleotides long. RefSeq lists its product as uncharacterized. The record is from RefSeq and is a predicted model, not a curated record. Bases 1 to 357 code for a protein of 118 amino acids. Lineage: Eukaryota; Fungi; Ascomycota; Dothideomycetes; Mycosphaerellales; Mycosphaerellaceae. The transcript has a single exon.
AUGCGAGCCCACGGCGUGAACCGGCUCGUGAUCCUCUCCGCCUCGGGAGCUGGAUCGUCGUUUGCGGAGUCUGCGUGGCCGUUGAGGAUGAUGUUUAGGCAUACGAAUCUGGCGUAUGCGUAUGAGGAUCACGAUGCUGUGGAUCAGGAGGUGAAGGAGUUGGAGGGGGUGGAGUGGACGAUGCUCAGGCCGUGUAUGUUGAAAGAGGGGGAGACGAAGCCGGUGAGGGAGUUUGGGGAGGAGGGGAAGGGGUUGGGGAUGUUUGCGGGGAUUACGAGGGCGAGUGUGGCGGAGGAUUUGGUUGAGGCUGCGGCGGAGGGGAGGUGGAUGGGUGAGGCGGUUGUGGUUGCGAAUUGA